AUGAAACACAAAGAUGCUCGCGGUGGUUCGACACCGUACUUUGCCAUAACGAAUAACAAGACAGGCGAAGUGUUGUUGGAGGUAGCGGGGCCGCUUCCACCCACCGCGGCGUCUCCUCCCCCCGUGGAAGAGGAGUGCUGUGGUCUUUUCAACGAUGCCCUUAUCUUCAUAACAGAGGUUCAGACGAGGAGCUACGAUUUGUUCGGUCGCAUUGUGGCAAAACCGACUGAGUCCCAUUCAACCUCCAGCGCCUCGGCGGGCGCCGCUAAACCGCGGGAUCGCUUCAUGGAGGCGAUAAUUCCCGAGGAGGCAACAAAUUCAAGUGUAAUAAAUUCGGCGGAGUGGGAAGUUGAUGGUGAGGAUGACGGUGUUAAUGACGAAUGCGACCAGUUUAGCACAAAUAGCGGUGACGCCGGCACUGGGGUUGAUUGUAACAUCUUUGCAGUCGGCCCGCCGCCAAAAAGAGUGAAGAAGUGA
Messenger RNA from Trypanosoma brucei brucei TREU927, 477 nucleotides. RefSeq lists its product as hypothetical. The transcript has a single exon. Bases 1 to 477 code for a protein of 158 amino acids. NCBI's taxonomy places the organism in Eukaryota, Euglenozoa, Kinetoplastea, Trypanosomatida, Trypanosomatidae. The record is from RefSeq and is a predicted model, not a curated record.